AUGGAGACUGUUGGAGCCUUUCUUGAUGAAGAAUGGGAAUCAUUGAGCGAAGUGUUUUCCUGUGAAAAUUCUGAUUUCAUGCUGAAUUUGCAUGGCAGUGACUUGUUUUCGAAUCAAGUUGAAAAUGGGUUGAUCUUCUUGGCUAAUUAUACAGAAGAAAAUGUGGCUGCUGGGGUUGAGGAUGCUGUACCCUUUCCCUCGGCUACUCUUGACAGUACUGCUGACUUUUACUACGUUUCUCAAGAAAGUAGCAACAGUAGUGCUGAAAUUGAGAGAGACUUUUUUCCCAAUCAAGGAAAUAUUAAUCUCCCUGAUUGUGUAAUAAGUGACACAAAUGAUGAUCGUUGCCCUCGUUUUUCUGAUAAUCAUAAUUUAAUAACGAUUCCGGAUUGUUCGGAAAAGCAUGUGAUGGAAGACCAUUUGGGCAGUGGGAAAGUGGGCUAUGCAGAAAUGGGUGAUUAUGUCGAGGAAAUGCUGUUCAAGAGGAAGUCUGAAACUCCAGAAGAAAAAAUGGUGGAAAAUUCAUCUGAGAGUCCUAAGAAGAAAUCUAGGGUUUCAGCAGAUGCAUCAAGGAAUAAACCAGGGAUG
This is a messenger RNA of Olea europaea var. sylvestris, 588 nucleotides long. RefSeq lists its product as uncharacterized. The transcript has 2 exons. The annotation marks the transcript as partial. The record is from RefSeq and is a predicted model, not a curated record. NCBI's taxonomy places the organism in Eukaryota, Viridiplantae, Streptophyta, Magnoliopsida, Lamiales, Oleaceae.